UUCCCUGAAAAAGUAAAACAAUUCGUAAAUAAUCAUUAUUUGAUCGAAUAAACUCUGGAAAAUAUUGAAAAUUAAAUAUAGACAAUUAGUUUUUUUGAGGAUUUUAGACAUCUGUUCGCUCUCGUUCCACAAAGAUCUUUUAUUGCGCCCAUUAGAAAUGCAAAUGACGGAAUUACACAUUUUCUCGAAACAAUCAUCUUAGUCCAGACAAUCCAGAAACCUCCUUCACAGUUCUUCCAAAAGUCAUUCAAAGGAAGUAAUCAUUUUGUUGCCUUCGAGGAAGAUGCCUUCGGCUCCCCAACGAAAAGGUCGCUUUGAGAUAUACCUCGUCAAAGGCAUCGUCAUCUCCCCAGAAAAUUGAUAUCUUUUUGGCAUAAAGAACACGAUAAUUUCUUGGCAAAAUGGUACUGUCGUGUCGAUUUUAUAAGGAAAAAUAUCCUGAGGUCGAGGAUGUUGUUAUGGUUAAUGUGCGCAGCAUCGCCGAGAUGGGAGCUUAUGUGCAUUUGUUGGAAUAUAAUAACAUUGAGGGGAUGAUUCUCCUUUCUGAGUUGUCCAGGAGGCGUAUUAGAUCCAUUAACAAGCUCAUUAGGGUGGGAAAAACCGAACCGGUUGUUGUUAUUCGAGUUGAUAAGGAGAAAGGUUACAUUGACUUGAGUAAACGUCGAGUGUCCCCAGAAGACGUUGAGAAAUGUACAGAGAGAUACGCAAAAGCUAAGGCAGUGAAUUCAAUACUGAGACACGUUGCUGAACUAUUGCACUAUGAUAGCGACGACCAACUGGAAGAGUUGUAUCAGAAGACAGCGUGGCACUUCGAGGAAAAGUACAAGAAGCAGAAAGCAUCAGCUUAUGAUUUUUUCAAACAAUCAGUAUUGGAUCCAUCAAUUUUGGCUGAAUGUGGUCUUGACGAUCAUACCAAGGAAGUAUUGCUGAGCAAUAUCAAGAGGAAACUGACCUCUCAAGCUGUCAAGAUUCGCGCUGAUGUCGAAGUUGCAUGCUAUGGGUACGAGGGCAUCGAUGCUGUCAAAGCAGCACUCAAAGCUGGACUCGCCCUUUCCACCGAGGAGCUUCCCAUAAAAAUUAAUCUGAUUGCACCCCCUCUCUACGUCAUGACAACAUCAACACCAGAAAAAACAGACGGUUUGAAGGCGCUGAACGACGCUAUUGUCGCGAUAAAAGCGAAAAUAGUUGAAUUAGGUGGUGUGUUCGAUAUUCAAAUGGCUCCUAAAGUUGUCACAGCAACAGACGAAGCCGAGCUGGCGAGGCAAAUGGAGCGUGCUGAGAUGGAAAAUGCUGAAGUGGCCGGUGACGAUGAUGAAGAGGAAGUCGAGGGCAUGGGAGACUUCAGCGGAGGUGAGGGUGAGGACGAGGAGAACAAGGGCCAGGAAUCUCAAGGGGAAGAUUGAGGCCCAGUUGAGCAUCUUUUUUUACUGUGAAGUAAACGUCUAUACAGAUGAAUUGUCCGGAAGUACAUUUCUACCUGUAUAAAUUGUGGAAAAAAUUUCAUCGACAUUAUUAUACGAAAAUUUUACAAAUAAACUGUAUAAUAAUUCAUAA
This is a messenger RNA of Diachasma alloeum, 1554 nucleotides long. RefSeq names its product eukaryotic translation initiation factor 2 subunit 1 (gene eIF2alpha). NCBI's taxonomy places the organism in Eukaryota, Metazoa, Arthropoda, Insecta, Hymenoptera, Braconidae. Gene Ontology annotation, molecular function: RNA binding; translation initiation factor activity; ribosome binding. The record is from RefSeq and is a predicted model, not a curated record. Bases 402 to 1403 code for a protein of 333 amino acids. The transcript has 6 exons. Gene Ontology annotation, cellular component: eukaryotic translation initiation factor 2B complex; multi-eIF complex; eukaryotic 48S preinitiation complex.